Messenger RNA from Parus major (Great Tit), 1662 nucleotides. It is a transcript of the gene FGF17, whose product is annotated as fibroblast growth factor 17. The transcript has 3 exons. Gene Ontology annotation, biological process: regulation of cell migration; positive regulation of cell population proliferation; animal organ morphogenesis. Gene Ontology annotation, cellular component: cytoplasm. Gene Ontology annotation, molecular function: type 1 fibroblast growth factor receptor binding; growth factor activity; type 2 fibroblast growth factor receptor binding. The coding region runs from base 1099 to 1617 and encodes 172 amino acids. NCBI's taxonomy places the organism in Eukaryota, Metazoa, Chordata, Aves, Passeriformes, Paridae. The record is from RefSeq and is a predicted model, not a curated record.
AGGGAAGGGAAGCGCCUUUGAUGGAGAGGGCCCCCCCCAGUCCCAUCCCACCGACCCCAAAGGCUUUACAGCAGAUCCCGGCAGCGCACGAAGGUGGUGGGGAAGGAUUUGGGGGGUCGGACACUGCCCCCCACCCUCCCAGGGCUGGAGAACCUCUGGGAAUUCCCAGAUUCUGCAUCCUGGGAAUGCGGGAGGCAGGUCCUGACCACCCCGAGGUGACACCGUGCACCCCAAAGCAGCGGCAGGACCCCAAAUGUGCCCCUCUCCCAGCAGGAGAUGGCACCCCUGGAUCUCAGCUCCUUCAGGGCUGCUUUUGGGGUCCCGCAGGUGGUGCCCCAAAUGCCCCUUGCACCGGGAUUGAGCCGAGUUUUCCCUUGGGAUGUUCUGGUUGGAGUUGGGAGAGAGGACCCCAAGUCCCCCUCUUCACCUGCCCUAAACAUCUCCGCUUUCCCCCCCAAAUAUCCCGCGUUUAGGAAAAGCCACCGAGCUGUUUUGGGAUCCCAGGAGCGUUUAUCCCAUUCCCAGGGUGGGUUGGGAGCGGGUGGCUCCACUCCCGGGAUUUCGGGUAUCAGCUCCGGGGAUUUGGGAUAUCCAGCUCCUGGGGGAUUUCAGGCACCCGUUCCCGGUGGAUUUUGGGGACCCGCUCCCGGGAUUUGGGACGCCCAGGUUUUGGGGCACCCGCUCCUGGAAUUUCGGGUAUCAGCUCCUGGGGGAUUUGGGGUAUGCAGAUCCGGGGAUUUGGGGCACCCGCUCCUGGGAUUUUGGGGGUGAUUUAGGGCUCCACACCCCCCGUGUGGGACCCACCGGGUGUUUCCCCAGCUCAGCUUCCACUUCCCAGCGCGUCCCAAAUUCCCGCUGAGCCACCCCCGGGGCGCGCGAGGGGCAAAUCCUUCCCCUCACCCUUGCUUUGCUUGGAAACCGGGAAAACUUCACUUUUCCCACCCCAAACUCCCAAAAAGGCUCCACCACCCCGCUCCCACCCUCUCCUUCUCUUCGCCAUCCCAAAAAACGAAUUGAUCCCAUUUUUUCCCUUGGAAAACGAAGGGGGAGAACCAACCGUCUCCUAAUUUUAACCAGUACGUGAGGGACCAGGGGGCCAUGACGGACCAGCUGAGCCGCCGCCAGAUCCGCGAGUACCAACUCUACAGCCGGACCAGCGGCAAGCACGUCCAGGUCCGCGGAAAAAGGAUCACGGCCACCGCCGAGGACGGCAACAAAUUCGCCAAGCUGAUCGUGGAGACGGACACCUUCGGGAGCCGCGUGCGCAUCAAGGGCGCCGAGAGCGAGAAGUACAUCUGCAUGAGCAAGAGGGGGAAACUCAUCGGGAAGCCCAACGGGAAGAGCAAGGACUGCAUCUUCACCGAGAUCGUGCUGGAGAACAACUACACGGCCUUCCAGAACGCGCGCUACGAGGGCUGGUACAUGGCCUUCACCCGCCGGGGCCGGCCCCGCCGCGCCUCCCGCAGCCGCCAGAACCAGCGCGAGGCUCAUUUCAUCAAGCGCCUCUACCGGGGCCAGCUGCCCUUCCCCAACGCCGAGCGGCAGAAGCAGUUCGAGUUCGUGGGCUCCUCGUCCCCCACUCGCCGCUCCCGCCGCACCCGCGGCCCCCGCACGUAACCCCCGGCCUGGCUGGAGCCGUUCGGUUCCCUCGGAGCCCGUUCG